Messenger RNA from Phaeoacremonium minimum UCRPA7, 1836 nucleotides. Its product is annotated as putative 4-hydroxyacetophenone monooxygenase protein. The transcript has 2 exons. The record is from RefSeq and is a predicted model, not a curated record. Bases 1 to 1836 code for a protein of 611 amino acids. Lineage: Eukaryota; Fungi; Ascomycota; Sordariomycetes; Togniniales; Togniniaceae.
AUGGCUCCCGGGGCAAUCGAGACUGUCGACGCAAACGGGGCCUCUCCGGAGGUUAAGGUGACGACCAAGAAUGGCACCAUCAACGAAUCCCCCAUUACCUUCAGUUACCCAGAAAUGGCUACUCCCUAUCGAGUAUUGCAGCAAUAUCAUUCCAAGCCUACAAAGAUAAGAGUUGCCUGUAUUGGAGCCGGCGCUUCAGGUCUCUGCUUGGCCUAUAAAAUGGAGAAGAUGUUGGAGCCAGGCAGCUUUGAGCUGACACUGUUCGACAAGAACCCCGUGUUUGGCGGCACAUGGUAUGAGAACACCUAUCCUGGUGUUGCUUGCGACAUCCCCUCACACCUGUACACCUUCUCUUGGGACCCUAAGUAUGACUGGUCACAUUAUUUUGCGUAUGGUCCGGAGAUUCGCCGAUACUUCGAGGACUUUGCAGAGCGGUAUGGCUCCAAGAAGUACAUGAAGCUGAACACCAAAGUCAUCGAGGCCCGCUGGGACGAGGAGCGAGGCAUAUGGCAUCUCCUGUUGGAGGACCAAGUGACCAAUGAGAAGUGGCAUGACUGGUGUCAUUCUCUGAUCAACGGCACGGGAAUCCUGAACAACUGGGUGUGGCCCGACAUUGAGGGCAUUCACGACUUCGCUGGACCUAAAAUGCAUUCAGCUCACUGGGACCACUCAGUUGACUUCAAGGGCAAGACCGUCGGCGUCAUCGGAACAGGCAGCACAAGUGUACAAAUUGUACCGUCACUUCAGCCAGAAGUCAAGAACAUGAAGGUCUUCAUGCGAUCUCCGACUUGGAUCUCCCCUCCUUUCGGCGGUGGCGUGCUCGAGUCUGAUCUUCGCAAGGAAGGCGGCGGGGAGGAGCCAUAUGUGAGACAGUAUACUUUCACUGAGGAGGACAAGCAGAAGUUCAAGAACGAUCCCGAAUACUACCUGAACUUCCGCAAGCGUAUCGAGGCCGAGAUCAACUCACUAUUUGGAAUGUAUCAACAAGGUUCCGAGCUUUCCAAUCACAUGAGGAAAAAUAUCACAGAGGAAAUGGAGCGGAGAAUUGGGCCUGGCAAUGAGAAGCUUAAGUCUUUCAUCAUCCCUAAAUGGUCACCUGGCUGCCGACGAAUUUCACCUGGCGACGGCUACCUCGAAGCUUUGGUCAAGCCCAAUGUGGAGUGUGUCUACGGACCCAUCAAGAUGAUCACCGCCGAGGGCAUUGUGACAGAAGACGGCACACUACACAAGAUGGACAUUCUAGUCUGCGCUACUGGCUUCAAGGUUGCCUUCCGUCCUGCCUUCAAGAUCAUCAACGGUGAGGGCAAGACACUGGAUGAGGAUUGGGGUGAUUCAGUCAACCUAUACCUCGGUGUUUCGGCCCCCCGCUUCCCGAACUACUACACCAUCGUCGGCCCCGGUGCGACAUGGUCAUCCGGAACCUUGCUUCCGUCCAUCGAGACGACCGUCGAGUACUCGGUUAAGAUGAUGAAGAAGAUUCAGCAUGAGAACAUCAAGUCUAUCAGCGUGCAGCAGGAGGCCGUCGAUGAUAUCUACGCUCACUUUGAUGAGUUCCACAAGACGACAGUGUUCCAGGAGGAAUGUCGAAGUUGGUUCAAGGACGGCAAGAUCAAGAAUCGGAUCUAUCUCUGGCCUGGAUGUCAUGUUCUACUACAGACCAUCCACUUCCUAAAGACGAUAAAGGAACCACGCUUCGAAGACUACCGCAUCAAAUACAGAUAUGGCAAUCGAUUUGCCUACCUUGGAAAUGGCGAGGUGAAGGCAAAUGUUACAAAGGACUAUAAGGGACUGAGCACCUAUGUUCGUGACAGCGACUACGACUGGGACGUCGAGUAA